AUGGAUCGUGUUAGAGAAAUUUGGAGAACAAUUCUUACUCGAAUAAUAAGGUCCGUUCCAUUCUUGGCCGCAAGAACAAGGGAAAACGACAACUCCGAACCGCAAGGCGGCGACCGCCAAAAUCAGUUAGGACAAGAAGAACAAGCCGACGAACAACUUCAGAUAGGAGUCGAGGAAGAAGUGGAACUUGAAGUCUUCCAGCGGAACGAUCCGCGAAGACAGAAACCACACGGAGCAACGGACGACUCAGAAGGACCAACGCUCUCAUUUAAAGUGAAGCAGUACUGUCUGGCUCGCCAUGUUUUCAAUAUCCAAAAGCGUCCAAUUGCUACGGAUAAGCUGUUCAAAUCAUCUCCAUUAGUUGUAAUGAAUGGAUUUGGAGACGGAGAGAAGAAGCAUCUCUCGUUAGUUCAAACUUUCAUUCAGAAUAUGUUCCCUUCGAUCAAUGUUGAUACGCUCCAAAUUGGAAGUCUGAAACGUUGUUUGAUCGUCAGUUACGACGAGGAAACUGAUGAAAUCAGUAUGAGACACUACGCCAUCCGUGUCGUCGCAUCAGGUCUCAAUAAAUCAGUGAGAAAGCUAGUGCAAGCGGAGAAAACGAUGGGAAAGAAUAUUCCAAAUUUGAGUACCUACAAAGAUAUUAGUGAUUACUUUUUGAAUCCUGGUCAAUUGAGUGAUUCUGAAUUCGAAGGAGAUCAACAAGAAGUGGAACUUCCGCAAAGUAUUUCUGAGCAAAGUGGCUGCGGUGCAGGUCAGAAAAGUAACGUCCGUCUGCAUGAAAUUGGACCCCGAUUGACGUUGGAACUGACGAAAAUUGAGGAAGGAAUCGAUGAGGGAGAGGUUCUUUAUCACAAGCAUCACGCAAAGACUCCUGAUGAGUUGAUCAAGUUGAGAGCUCAUAUGGAAAAAAAGAAACAAAUGAAGAAGCGUCGUGAACAGGAAAGCGAGCAAAGAGUUAUUCGUCGAUUGACGAUUGCUAAAGAACAACAAGAUGCUGAGGAGGCAGAAGAGAAGGCGAUUCGGGAGACUGCUGCACGUAGACAAGCUGCCGCCACCGGACAAGUUGAAGAAGUUGAGAAUGAGAAGGAGAAGGAUAGAGAGAUCGCCAUGAAUCGGGAACGAGAUCUGAAACGCGCCAACGAGGAAUGGGGAACCACUGAUAAUCCAAAGAGAGGAAGAUAUGAAGAUGGACGUGGAAGAGGUCGAGGUGCUGGAUUCAGAGGAAGAGGUGACGAGGGUAGUUAUCGUGGUCGUAGUGGAAGUGGAGAUCGAGGAGAAUCCAGUGGAGUUUACCGUGGAAGAAAAGAUGACAGUAAUGGAUACAGAGAGAGGAGUAUGGAUCGUGGAGGCUUCCUAGGACGAGGUGGCGACCGUGGAGGAUUCCGAGGUGGAGAUCGCGGCGGAUUCAGAGGUUCUCCGUAUCCAACACUUGUCAGAAUCGCUGGAACACUCGAAGAGGAUCCACGAUUCCAGGCGGCACAUCCAGAUCGUUAA
Messenger RNA from Caenorhabditis remanei, 1494 nucleotides. RefSeq lists its product as uncharacterized. Gene Ontology annotation, cellular component: preribosome, large subunit precursor. Lineage: Eukaryota; Metazoa; Nematoda; Chromadorea; Rhabditida; Rhabditidae. Bases 1 to 1494 code for a protein of 497 amino acids. Gene Ontology annotation, molecular function: rRNA binding. The transcript has 9 exons. Gene Ontology annotation, biological process: rRNA processing; ribosomal large subunit assembly. The record is from RefSeq and is a predicted model, not a curated record.